GAAACCGCGGCGGGGCGCGGGAGGCGGAAGUAGCGCGCCGGAGGGCCCGGCCGCCAGCGGACUCCGCCGGCCGCCUCAGCCAUGGACGCAUCCCUGGAGAAGAUAGCAGACCCAACAUUAGCCGAAAUGGGCAGAAACCUGAAGGAAGCAAUGAAGAUGCUGGAGGACAGUCAGAGAAGAACAGAGGAGGAAAACGGAAAGAAGCUCAUAGCGGAGGAUAUUCCAGGGCCACUCCCGGGCAGUGGGCAGGAUAUGGUGAGCAUCCUCCAGUUGGUUCAGACCCUGAUGCACGGAGAGGAGGAAGAGGAGCCCCAAAGUGCUCGAAUCCAAGACAUUGGAGAACAAGGGCACAUGGCUUUGUUGGGACACAGCCUGGGAGCUUAUAUUUCAACUCUGGACAAAGAGAAGCUAAGAAAACUUACAACAAGAAUACUUUCAGAUACUACCUUAUGGCUCUGCAGAAUCUUCAGGUAUGAAAAUGGAUGUGCUUAUUUCCAUGAAGAAGAGAGAGAAGGCCUUGCAAAGAUCUGUAGGCUUGCGAUCCACUCUCGAUAUGAGGACUUUGUGGUGGAUGGAUUCAAUGUUCUCUAUAAGGAAAAACCUGUUAUAUAUAUUAGUGCUGCUGCCAGACCUGGCCUGGGCCAAUACCUUUGUAACCAGCUCGGCUUACCCUUCCCCUGCUUGUGCCGGGUGCCCUGUAACACGAUGUUUGGAUCCCAGCACCAGAUGGAUGUUGCCUUUCUGGAAAAGCUGAUUAAAGAGGAUAUAGAAGCAGGACGACUGCCUCUGGUGCUUGUUGCAAAUGCUGGAACUGCAGCAGUGGGUCACACGGACAAGAUUGGCCGUUUGAAGGAGCUGUGUGAGCAGUACAACAUCUGGCUUCACGUGGAGGGCGUGAAUCUGGCAACAUUGGCUUUGGGUUAUGUCUCCUCAUCAGUGCUGGCUGCAACCAAGUGUGACAGCAUGACGCUGACUCCUGGCCCGUGGCUGGGUUUACCAGCUGUUCCUAACGUGACGCUGUAUAAGCAUGAUGACCCUGCCUUGACUUUAGUUGCUGGUCUCACAUCAAAUAAGCCAUCAGACAAACUCCGUGCCCUGCCUCUCUGGUUAUCUUUGCAAUAUUUGGGACUUGAUGGGACCGUGGAAAGGAUCAAGCAUGCCUGUCAGUUGAGUCAGCGAUUACAGGAAAGUCUGAAGAAAGUAAACCACAUCAAAAUUUUGGUGGAGGAUGAGCUCAGCUCCCCGGUGGUGGUCUUCAGAUUUGUGCAAGAGGCAUCAGGUACAGGUCCGGUAUUUAAAGCUGUCCCUGGGCCCAGCCUGGCACCUGCGGCCGUCGGCCGGGAGAGGCACUCCUGUGAUGCGCUGAAUCGCUGGCUGGGGGAGCAGCUGAAACAGCUCGUGCCAGCCAGCGGCCUCACCGUCAUGGACCUGGAAGCUGAGGGCGUGUGUGUGCGCUUCAGCCCUUUGAUGACAGCAGCAGUUGUAGGGACUCGGGCAGAGGAUGUGGACCAGCUUGUCACCUGCAUACAGAGCAAGCUGCCAGUGCUGACCUGCACUCUGCAGCUUCGAGAAGAGUUCAAGCAGGAAGUGGAGGCAACAGCAGGCCUCCUGUAUGUUGAUGACCCUAACUGGCCUGGCAUAGGGGUUGUCAGAUAUGAACAUGCUAACGAUGAUAAGAGUAGCUUGAAAUCUGAUCCAGAGGGAGAGAAAAUCCAUGCUGGACUCCUGAAGAAGUUAAAUGAACUGGAAUCUGACCUUGCAUUUAAAAUGGGCCCUGAAUACAAAAGCAUGAAGAGCUGCAUUUACAUUGGCAUGGCGAGCGACGACAUCGAUGUUUCUGAGCUAGUAGAGACCAUUGCAGUCACAGCCCGGGAAAUUGAAGAAAACUCAAGGCUUCUGGAAAACAUGACAGAAGUUGUUCGGAAAGGAAUUCAGGAAGCCCAGGUUCAGCUGCAGAAGGCUAACGAGGAACGCCUUCUGGAGGAGGGAGUGUUACGGCAGAUCCCUGUGGUGGGCUCUGUGCUCAACUGGUUUUCUCCAGUACAGGCAUCACAGAAGGGAAGAACUUUCAACUUAACAGCAGGCUCUCUCGAGUCCACUGAACACACGUACGUGUACAAAGUACAAGGUACGGGAGUGACGCCACCUCCGACUCCCUCAGGCAUGCGCACCAAGCCGAGACUUCCAGGCCACAAGCCCUUUAAAAAGUCCCAAAGAGGCUCAGACGCGGUGAGCGAGACGAGCUCUGUCAGCCACGUGGAGGACUUGGAAAAGGCGGAGCAGCUGGCGAGUGGACCGGAGCAAAGCACACCGGAAGCCCCUGGCCCCGAGCAAGCUCCGGGGACAUGCAGCCCUCAGGAGCCCGAGGCCCUGCCCGCCGGGGCCCAGUCCCUGGGAGUGGACUGCCCACAGGUGGAAGAGCGGGAGAGCUUAAGAUAAGCCUCGGUGUUGGGUUCGGGACUGUGCUGUUUGUCAGAUGAAGUGAUAAUGACAAUGUGAACCAGGCAAGUACACGAGAAAUGACUGUGUUUAACUGGGAUUUUUGCAAAAACUUGUGCCUGAGAGCCAGACUUUCUGGGAGGGCAGUUGGCUUGUCAAGCUUGGUGUUUACCACCAACUGUUGUCUGUCUUACUCAACUGUAGUAUUACCAUUUUCCCCCUAAGUUACAUAAACACUUUUAUUCACAAAGAACACUUAGAAUUUCAAGUGCUUGCUACUUGAAACCCUUACUCUUAUCUUUCUAACCAUAACUGUAAUAAGUUACUAGGUUGCACACGAGAUCUUUCUGGUGAGACAGCUUUUGUUUGCAUGCUCUGCUGUCCACCGGCAGAGGUGAGGCGAGGCAGCGCACUGGGCCCCGUGUGGGAGUCGGCCUGCACACCUGGGCGCUGGCCUCGAGAGAGCGGGUCUGGGGCAUAGCUACGGGAGCCCUCUCCUCCGUCCUGCUGCUGCUCUUCCUGGAGCUCUAAGUACGGACUGUGUCCACUCGGGCUGUGGCAGCCUUCCCUGGGACUGUCUGCCAGAGCCAUUCCUCCCUUUCUGUACUAUUUGUAAACAAAUAUAAGGACUGAUCUAUUAAGUAUAAAACCUCCUCCAGACCCACCUAUGUAUAUUUUUAAAUACUAGUAAGCUUUUAAAUUGGCACGCCAAGUACAGGUUGUGCUCAUUUCUGUUUAAUAUCUGAAACCCUGACGAUGCUACCCAAUGGAGCUAACAUCAAGUAGGCUGUCCAGCCUUACUGGAGUCCAGGUGCCCCGGUAAGUGUGCCCUCACCCCAGCAGCAGUCAGCCCACAGCCAAAGACAGACUACUAGCUAAUUUACUGUCCAUCACACUUGUCCAGGGUGAUGGCCCUGCGCCUUCUUAGUGCAGCCAAGUCAAGUUCCAGGAGCUCGUGUGGGGUGAGGAAUGGAUCCUGGGUGUGGUAUUAGGAGCCUUAGUCACUACGUCACAUUAAGCCUCUAAUUACACUCUGAUUACAUGGAACUUGUCAAGGUGCAAUCUUUUUUGCAGGGGGUAGUACAGAUGAUUAAACAAAGUCUUCCCUGUUUAUUUGGUGCAAUGAAGUAUUACGUAAAAUCGGGAGGGGUAAAUUAUCACCUUUAACAAGAUUAAUUUUUAAAGGUUUUAUAUAUAUAUUUGGAAUUGUUAAAAUUGGUUUUGGUGAAACAAAUUUCACCUUUCAGAUAUUAUUUGAAUGUUGAUUUCAAUAAAGAUUCUUAAAA
Ochotona curzoniae (black-lipped pika) is the source of this 3725-nucleotide messenger RNA. It is a transcript of the gene PDXDC1, whose product is annotated as pyridoxal dependent decarboxylase domain containing 1. Gene Ontology annotation, cellular component: intracellular membrane-bounded organelle. The transcript has 23 exons. Bases 82 to 2439 code for a protein of 785 amino acids. The record is from RefSeq and is a predicted model, not a curated record. Lineage: Eukaryota; Metazoa; Chordata; Mammalia; Lagomorpha; Ochotonidae. Gene Ontology annotation, biological process: carboxylic acid metabolic process. Gene Ontology annotation, molecular function: carbon-carbon lyase activity; pyridoxal phosphate binding.